Prorocentrum cordatum is the source of this 1332-nucleotide messenger RNA. The record is from the annotation of a GenBank genome assembly. Lineage: Eukaryota; Dinophyceae; Prorocentrales; Prorocentraceae.
AUGGACCUGCCCGUGCACCCGGAUCCCGCCCAGGCCCGCGGCGGCGUUUCCAGGCUCGUGCCGCGGCUGCAGGCGGCGGCAACGCUUGUGCGAAACGCGCGGCGGCUACCGCCAGCGUUCUGGUUGGCCACCGGCGUCUCAGGGUGCGUGAUGCUGCAGGUGGCGAAGGAACUGGGCGUGCGGCUGGUCAAGGCCGUGCUGCGCUUCAAGCUGCGCGAGCUGAUCGCGCUGGUCGCCGUCCGCGCCGCCAUCCGCCUCGCGGUUUCGCGCGGCGGGUUGGCCCUCGCCGAGGUGGUGGCCCGCGCCAGGGCGCUGCUGCCGGCGGCGGCUGCCGCACUGCCGGGAGAGCUGGCCGGCUGCCCCGCGCCAAUCGGGGAGCCACAUUCGGAGGAUGGUGCGCUCGAGGCAGCGCCGUGGCCGGCGGGCCCCGUCUUCUCCGGCCCUUGCCACCUGCCGGGCGCGAGCAGCGGGGCUCCCUGCGACGACCCGUCGCCGCCGAAUGCACGGCCGAAGCUGAUGCCGGCGGGCGGGGAGGCCAAGGACGAGCUGCAGGAGGGCGACCCCGAUCGCACCACUGUGCAGGGGAUCGGUGCCGUCUGGGCCAGAAAGGCAAGCUCGGCAGCACGCAACUGGUCCAUGACGCUCUUGAGCGAGGCCGUGAGGGCCGCCCUGGCGGAGAUCGCGUGGGUGGGCGUCCCGGAGGAGCGGCAGCGCGGCGAGGCCUGGCAGCUGCUGCUCGGCUACCGCCCCACGUCCAGGAGGCAGCAGGCGGGCGCCCUGCAGGCGCGCCGUUGUCAGUACCAGGAGAUGCGGUGCGGCAUAUACGAGGGCAGCUCCUGCAGCUCCAAGGGCGGCGGCGAGGCCAAGGCGGCAGCCCUUCAGCAGAUCCGGGUGGACCUGCCGCGCACGGAGGUGUGCAGGAGCAGCCCUGGCGCGGCGGCGCUGCAGGCCGUGGUCGACUCGGAGCUGGUGCAGGCGCUGAUGGAGCGGGUGCUGUUCGUGUGGUCCACCCAGGAGCCCGCCGCCGGCUACGUGCAGGGCAUGAACGACGUGCUCCUGCCCCUGCUCUUCGUGCUCCUCUCCGAGCGCACCGCCGCCCCCCUCGCGGAGGCCGCGCCCCACCGCCACCCACCGUGCUUCGAUUAUGUCUUGCCCGAUGCUGCCGACCAGGCCCCUGCCAGUUCUUCGGCCCCUCUGCCUCAUGCACACGAGGAAGACGAGGCAUCGCUGCUGCCAGAUGCCGACCGGAGAUCGGGCGUUGCAGCCGCAUCUGGAGCUGCUCGGCUCAGGUGCAUCCGAGCGGCGCUCGCCCUGAGGACGACGCCCCGCUGA